AGUGAUGGCAGUGUGGUGUGUGCUGAAGCCCUGUGGGACCAUGUCACCAUGGAUGACCAGGAGCUGGGCUUCAAAGCUGGGGAUGUCAUCGAAGUAAUGGAUGCCACCAACAGAGAAUGGUGGUGGGGCCGAAUGGCCGAUGGCGAGGGGUGGUUCCCUGCCAGCUUUGUACGGCUGCGGGUGAACCAGGAUGAGCCCGCGGACGACUAUGAGGCCCCGCGGGCCGGGGCUGGAGAGGCCGAAGACAGCGGUCCAGAGGCCCAGAGCUGCAAGGACCAGAUGCGCACAAAUGUCAUCAAUGAGAUCCUCAGCACUGAGCGGGACUACAUCAAGCACCUUCGUGACAUCUGCGAGGGCUACGUCCGCCAGUGCCGCAAAAGGGAGGAUAUGUUCAGUGAAGAGCAGCUGCGCACCAUCUUUGGGAACAUCGAGGACAUCUACCGCUGCCAAAAGGCGUUUGUGAAGGCUUUGGAGCAGAAAUUUAACACAGAGCGGCCACACCUGAGCGAGCUGGGUGCCUGCUUUCUAGAACACCAAGCAGACUUCCAGAUCUACUCUGAGUACUGCAACAACCACCCUAAUGCCUGCCUGGAGCUCUCCCGGCUCACCAAGCUCAGCAAGUACGUGUACUUCUUCGAGGCCUGCCGGCUGCUGCAAAGAAUGAUCGACAUCUCUCUGGAUGGCUUUCUGCUGACCCCGGUGCAGAAGAUCUGCAAGUAUCCCCUGCAGUUGGCGGAGCUGCUCAAGUACACACACCCCCAGCACAGGGACUUUAAGAAUGUGGAAGCCGCCUUGCACGCCAUGAAGAAUGUGGCCCAGCUCAUCAACGAACGGAAACGAAGACUUGAAAACAUCGACAAGAUUGCUCAGUGGCAGAGCUGCAUAGAGGAUUGGGAGGGGGAAGACCUCCUGGUCAGAAGCUCGGAACUCAUCCACUCGGGGGAGCUGACCCGUGUGACACAGCCUCAAGCCAGGAGUCAGCAGAGAAUGUUCUUUCUCUUUGAUCGCCAGCUUAUCUACUGUAAAAAGGAUCUGCUCCGCCGGGACGUGCUGUACUACAAGGGCCGGCUGGACAUGGAUGACCUGGAGGUGGUAGAUGUGGAAGACGGAAAGGACCGAGACCUCCACGUGAGCGUCAAGAAUGCCUUCCGUCUGUACUGCGGUGCCACGGGGGACAGCCACUUACUGUGUGCCAAAAAACCAGAACAGAAGCAGCGCUGGCUGAAGGCCUUUGCCAGAGAGAGGGAGCAGGUGCGGCUGGACCAGGAGACAGGCUUCGCCAUCACCGAGCUGCAGAGGAAGCAGGCCAUGCUGAACGCCAGCAAGCAGCAGGCCACAGGGAAGCCUAAAGCUGUCGGCAGGCCGGGAUACCUGGCCCGCCACAAGCAUCCAUCAUUGCCUGCCAGGCGGCCCCAGCAGCAGGUGUUGGUGCUAGCAGAGCCCAGGCGGAAGCCAUCUAACUUCUGGCACAGCAUCAGCCGACUGGCGCCCUUCCGCAAGUGAGCCAGCGCCCAUCAGACAGCCUGAGGGCCCUCUGUGAACCUGUCCUUUCCUCUCUGAGGCCUACACCAUCAGGCCCUCUGCCUGUUUUACAAACUGGAAGUGAGCAGGCACAGUGGCACACUGUAUGAAGUUUGGGCCCUGCCUCUGGCCCCUUCCCCAUGGCUAGUGUGGGUACCAGCCUCUGCCUAUACUCUGGACCUGCACAGAGCCUCCAUCAAUGGUAAGCCUGCACGCCACAGCUCAAAACCUCUGGCCAGGCUGUGCACAUAGGUUCAUCUGCUCUGGACAUUCUCUGGAAAGCUAUCAUCUCCACUCUCCUGUUUCCUCUGGGUAGGAAAUCAAACUCUGUGGCCAUGAGCCACCUGCCAAAGCAGGCGUGUGCCCCUCUGCUCUCUGUCUGGUCAGGCCCCAGUGCACUUACAAUUGAGAGGCCAGGAACCAGGAAUUCUACACUAACUCUACCCAUAGCUGUCCUUAUGCCUUCUGGUCCCUCUAGACACUGCUGGCUGCCAGACACCCUCUUUACUUGUGACAUGUGUAACAAGAACAAAACCAUACAGUCAACUGUGUCCCUGGUUCCAGGUUAGUGACAGUUCCCUGUAGCUGGGGUGGCUGCGGGCGCACACACACUCCCCUGUUCACUAUGAUUUUGGUUGUGUUGUUUCUCUAACACUGGAGAAUUGUUAACAACACAGAAAGAUUGCCUUACCCUAGUAAGUGUGAGAAGCCAUAAGGACUGAACUCUGGCCCCGCGUGGACGGCCGCCUUGUGGGGCACAUGGCUGGGCCUGCACGUGGUGCAGUGCCUACAGGACUCGGAAGCAUGGAGUCACUCUUGCGCUGCAUCUUCUCUGAUCCAAAAGCCACAUUUAAUUUGAUAAAGAAACGAAUGGAAAGUGACGUGGCUGCUGGCCAGCUGUGCUGUGUGUCAGUUUCUUGUGUGCUGUCGUCCUCCUGGGGCUGCUGCCCUGCCUCUCCUCUUCUGUUCUCAGCCAAGGGGAGGCACUGCUCACUGGGCCACAGCCCCAGAGCUCUGGUAGACUUGGCCUAAGGUGGCUGGGGUCAUUGUUGCACAGGGCCCAAAGAGGGUGCGAGGAAGCAGGCCAGGGAGCCGUGGGGGGAGCGGGGGACGGGGCACACCCCCCUUCCACCUCCCACAGGCUAACUCAUGUUAGUACAUGUGGGCUGAGAGGUGGGGGUCAGCAUCUUCCUUGUUAAACUGAGGGAGCCAGGAGGCUUCUGUAGAGCUGCAGAAGCCUAUGCGUCCUAUAGUCCUUAGGAGGAGCCUCCACCAAGGCAGAUCAGGGGCUCAACACAGCCUUGUCCCAGUCCCCUGGAGCUUCUUAGAACACUGGGGGAAGUGGUGGCAAGUGCCAGUCAGACCGUCACCUCUGACAAAACUCCCAUGAAAAGAUCAGAAUAUGCAACACAAGUCAAUCUUUAUUGAAAACUGCAGUAUUAAUUACAUAACAAUUCUGGUUACAAUAAACGUGCUUUUAAAUCUGA
Molecule: messenger RNA, 3008 nt
Organism: Apodemus sylvaticus (European woodmouse)
Lineage: Eukaryota; Metazoa; Chordata; Mammalia; Rodentia; Muridae
Gene: Arhgef4
Product: Rho guanine nucleotide exchange factor 4
Exons: 9
Coding region: 49-1503 (484 amino acids)
Biological process (GO): intracellular signal transduction
Molecular function (GO): protein binding; guanyl-nucleotide exchange factor activity
Source: RefSeq, a predicted model, not a curated record